Messenger RNA from Podospora bellae-mahoneyi, 390 nucleotides. RefSeq lists its product as uncharacterized. Lineage: Eukaryota; Fungi; Ascomycota; Sordariomycetes; Sordariales; Podosporaceae. The transcript has 4 exons. Gene Ontology annotation, molecular function: U6 snRNA binding. Gene Ontology annotation, biological process: P-body assembly; spliceosomal snRNP assembly; mRNA splicing, via spliceosome. Gene Ontology annotation, cellular component: U6 snRNP; P-body; spliceosomal tri-snRNP complex. The coding region runs from base 1 to 390 and encodes 129 amino acids. The record is from RefSeq and is a predicted model, not a curated record.
AUGUUGCCUCUUGGUCUCCUUAACGCGGCGCAGGGCCACCCGAUGCUGGUCGAGCUCAAGAACGGGGAGACGCUGAAUGGGCAUUUGGUGCUGUGCGAUACUUGGAUGAAUUUGACGUUGAGGGAGGUGGUGCAGACUAGUCCUGAGGGGGAUAAGUUUGUGAGGUUGCCGGAGGUUUAUGUCAAGGGGAAUAAUAUUAAAUACCUACGAGUUCCGGACGAGAUUAUCGAUAUUGUCAAGGAGCAGCAGCAGUCGGGUGGGGGUGGGUAUAGAGGGGGACGGGGAGGACAUCAGAGAGGGGAUUAUGGUGGGAGGGGUGGGGGUGAUAGAGGGAGGGGUGGGAGAGGGAGAGGUGGGAGGGGUGGGAGAGGUGGGAAUAGGGGUGCGUGA